Prorocentrum cordatum is the source of this 492-nucleotide messenger RNA. The record is from the annotation of a GenBank genome assembly. Lineage: Eukaryota; Dinophyceae; Prorocentrales; Prorocentraceae.
AUGGCAGGCGGUGGCGAUGCGGAUGCCGCUGGCUGGAAGGACCGAGUCAGGUCGAAGGCACUCAAGGAGAAAGAGAAGGAGAGGGCGAAGGCGUCGUCCAAGGAGAAGGGCAAGGGCACCGCGAUCUGCAUAGACAGCGACGACUGCGAGGUGACUGUCACCAAGUCUGCAGCGACGAAGAAGAACGACAGGAAGAGGAAGAAGAGCAGCAGCUCUAGCAGCAGCAGCACCAGCACCAGCCGCCGGCGCCGCAGAAAAGAGAAGAAGAAGGCCCGUCAGGCCGCCGAGGUCGAGAAGAGAAGAGAGGCGAUGAUGAUGGCCACUCGAGGUAUGGUGUCCAAGGGCAGCCACGCCGUCGACUUUGUGACGGGCGGAUCCUCCGCGCGGCCACGGGACGACCCCUUCGCGGACGGGGACCCGGGCGGUGCCGAGAUCUGCAGGUAUCAGAGGGGCCAGUGCUUCCGCGAGAACUGCCGCUUCUCCCACAGGUGA